AUGGGUCGAAGGAAGUCGAAAAGGAAGCCGCCACCGAAAAGAAAAAAUAUUGAACCACUUGAUCAACAAUUUAAUUGUCCUUUUUGCAAUCAUGAAAAAUCCUGUGAAGUGAAAAUGGACAAAGGCAGAAAUACCGCAAAAAUAACAUGUCGAGUGUGUUUAGAAGAUUACCAAACUGGAAUUAACUUUCUAUCAGAACCGAUUGAUGUUUAUAAUGAUUGGGUGGAUGCUUGUGAAAGUGCCAAUUAA
Molecule: messenger RNA, 249 nt
Organism: Drosophila serrata
Lineage: Eukaryota; Metazoa; Arthropoda; Insecta; Diptera; Drosophilidae
Product: transcription elongation factor 1 homolog pseudogene
Source: RefSeq, a predicted model, not a curated record